Suillus bovinus is the source of this 2216-nucleotide messenger RNA. RefSeq names its product kinase-like domain-containing protein. Lineage: Eukaryota; Fungi; Basidiomycota; Agaricomycetes; Boletales; Suillaceae. Gene Ontology annotation, molecular function: ATP binding; protein kinase activity. The record is from RefSeq and is a predicted model, not a curated record. Gene Ontology annotation, biological process: protein phosphorylation; cell surface receptor signaling pathway. Bases 436 to 1932 code for a protein of 498 amino acids. The transcript has 11 exons.
CUUGCUGUUUUGUUGAGAUCUCAACCUGUGCAUAACUUCAAGACUUAUAUCUUGGCUACUUGUCAGGUCUCGCGGUAUACAUAUCGAUGUGACUCAGAGCUAGUCCUACCAACGCUUCAGCUUCAAGUUCAACACGAUAAGUGACACGUUCCUGGCCUCCCUUCAGACGCAAUGCAAGGGGUUGAAUGUCUCUUCCUUCUACAACAGACAAGUUCUAUAGAUAUCUUCUUCUGGAACAACUAAUCAACAGUGCCCCGAGCCAGAUGCUAGGCAGGCUGUGGAGUCAUUGGCCCGUGGUUCAAGAAGUCCCGGUAAAAUCUAUAUAGAAGUUCUCGUGUGACUCAUGGUGCAGCAUGCAAAGUACCCAGCCUCCAACGCGCUCUCAGGCGCAGCUUAUAUAUGACCGACCUUCAAGCGUUUUAUUGACCAAGAAUCAUGCCCACUUUCGCUUCCUCCUUUCACAUCAAUCCCGCUUCAGCGCUGUCUCAGGCAACGCAGUCCACUCCAGCUCCAUGGCUGGGUCCAGCAUUUGGUGUUCUAGUCACCCUCAUCAACCUGCUGGCUAAAGCAGAGUCUAACAAGAAUGGCAUGCGACAACUCGAGGAACGCGGCCUCAGUUUGCUGGCUAUCAUCAAGAACGAAGGCGAAACCAUGGCGCCGGAUGACCAAAAUAGGCUUUGCUCAGGCGCAAAAAGCACCAUCCAAAGCAUCCUUGACAGAAUGACUCCAUGGUGCUUGAUGUCUCGAAUCAAGCUAUUCCUCAAACAGGAUGAACUCGCCGGAGUCAUCCAACAAUGUCAUCUCGAGAUAUCUGAUUGCUUAAACAAGUUACAGAUAACCUCGCACCUCGAGAUCCACAAAUGGCAGUCUGCCUUCGAAGACAACCAAAGGAUCGACAACGAAUAUAUGAUCCAAUAUCUCGGGGACCUCAAAAACAAGCAAGAGAUUCUCGUGAAUGUCCAACUGCAGCAAACCGCCGCGGUAAACCAGAUCUUGACAAUGAUGCAAGAGAAUCUUGGCUACGUCUCGGCAACAGCUGAACACGGUCUGGAAAGUAACUUGUACAACCUUCUCCAGCGUUCUAGAAGUUUACUUCCAAACAUGAACCUGAAACGCGGGGAAGUGAGGCGUACCAGUAAUUAUGCUGUGAAUGGGACGAGUCGGACCGAUGUCUGGGAAGGAAGCUACCUUAACGAGGAGAAGGUUGCCAUCAGAGUCCUGCGCGCAGUCUAUGCUACACCCAAGACGCUCAAGAGGUUCAAGGCCGAAGCGGAGAUUUGGAGAAGAGUAUUCGAAGUGGACCAAGGACAACAUAUCCUCACGAUAUACGGUUUUUGUCAGAGUGACGGGGAAUUUCCUUACACCGUAAGCCCCUGGAUGUCGAAUGGGACCUUGAAAGAUUACGUCAAUGAAUACCCCGAAGUUGACCACCGAUAUAUCUUGAAAGGCAUCGUCGAAGGCAUCACGUUGUUGCACAGCAUGUCUGUUGUUCAUGGCGACAUCAAAGGGAUCAACAUCGCCAUCAGCCCAGAUGGCAGGCCACUGCUUUCCAACUUCGGUUUCACAAGGCUUGAGGAGGACAUUAUGAGCAACUUUGACAUCAGCAAUGGCAGCACUCUUAACCAGGAGUCUCUGAGAUGGUGUCCUGCUGAGCUGUGCAGGAGCGGAGGCAAACGAACAAUGGCGUCCGACGUCUAUGCUUUCAGUAUGACCGUGCUCGAGCUUAUGACCCACGAAGAACCUUGGGUGUCAGUUCGCAUGGCAACUCAAGUCAUCCUCAAGGUCUGUCAGGGCGAAACACCACCUCGACCCACGGAUCCAGUCGUUGCAGAACGAGGUUUGGAUCAUGCGCUUUGGGCCGUGUUGGAGAAGUGUUGGUGCAUGAACAUGCAUGAUAGACUCACUAUGGAAGAGAUCGCGAGUUACCUGUAAUCUCAGGUUCGCAGUGUUUGUUGCAUAUAGUAGCCUGUAGGCGUACAACUGUUUUAAUACUGAAAUUUUGUACUUCACGUUGCACUGGGGGCGCAAUGCGCUUUUCAUUACUAGGCCAUUGGAGAUAUUGCAGCCCAGGCUGGAGAUCUCGAAGCGUCACAAAAUCUGUCAUUAGCCACGAUUUCUCUUUCUCCGCGGCCUGCUUUCCUCGGAGUGCCCGUGAGCAGUGUGUGCGGGAGCCGAUGACUGUUUGCCAUUGGGAGCCUUUAUUGCUUUCUCCACAG